This is a messenger RNA of Hemiscyllium ocellatum (epaulette shark), 5168 nucleotides long. RefSeq names its product polymerase (DNA directed), delta 1, catalytic subunit (gene pold1). Gene Ontology annotation, molecular function: nucleotide binding; DNA-directed DNA polymerase activity; DNA binding. The record is from RefSeq and is a predicted model, not a curated record. Gene Ontology annotation, biological process: DNA replication proofreading; nucleotide-excision repair, DNA gap filling; base-excision repair, gap-filling. Bases 53 to 3397 code for a protein of 1114 amino acids. NCBI's taxonomy places the organism in Eukaryota, Metazoa, Chordata, Chondrichthyes, Orectolobiformes, Hemiscylliidae. Gene Ontology annotation, cellular component: delta DNA polymerase complex. The transcript is spliced from 27 exons.
GGUGGCGGGAGAUUGAGGGGAGAAGGGGCGCGAGCGAGAGUCUGAGAAAAAAAUGCAGUCUGCAAGAAAUAAGGCAUCUGGUGGCACUGUUGAUGGAAAUCGAACACAGGCGAAGAGGCUCCGUGGAGAUUGGGAUGAUGAUGGCCCAUCGCAGUUUGAAGAGGAGCUGGCAUAUCUUGAUGAAGUGGAGGCAGAAAUGGCAAUGGAUGCCAAGGAAAUGCAAACAUCACAUGAUAUGGUUCCAAUUGGAAAUUUGUUUUCUUCCAAGGUUACGAACAACAAGUGGCAGCGCCCCCCUGUACCCAAAAUUAACCCGCAGGUAGAUAAUAUCGCCUUCCAGCAGGUGGAGCUGGAGUACUAUGUAGGUUCUCAUGUUGCUGGAAUGCCUGGGAGUAAACAGGGACCAGUUCCUGUUACUCGCAUGUUUGGAAUUACGAUGGAAGGGAAUAGUGUCUGCUGCCACGUGCAUGGGUUCAUGCCCUACUUCUAUGUUAAGGCACCACCUGGAUUCGGUUCAGAACACCUCCAUGAUUUUCAACGGGAAUUGAACACAAUUGUGAUUAAGGACAUGAGAUCAAAUAAGGACAACAUUUCUCAAGCAGUUUUGGCAGUUGAUAUCUGUAUGAAGGAGAAUAUGUAUGGUUAUGGAGGAAAUACUAAGACACCGUUUCUGAAGAUUACGAUGGCGCUACCUCGCUUAAUCGCUCCUGCUAAGCGCCUGCUGGAGCAAGGAUUCCGCUUUGGUUCAACUCCGAUGUGUAAUUAUCAGUCAUAUGAGGCCAACAUAGACUUUGAAAUCAGAUUCAUGGUGGACAGUGAUGUGGUUGGCUGCAAUUGGAUAGAACUACUGGCUGGAAAGUACUUGUUAAGAGAAGAACAAAUAACAGGAAACUCCACUACUGCAAGGGACAAACCCAGAAAGGUAACACUGGCACAGAUUGAGGUGGAUGUUGCCUGGACGGAUUUCAUCAGUCACCCUGCUGAAGGAGAGUGGCAGAAAAUCCCUCCACUUCGAGUGCUGAGCUUUGACAUAGAGUGUGCUGGCAGAAAGGGUGUUUUUCCAGAGGCUGACAAAGACCCUGUAAUACAGAUUGCUAACAUGAUGCUGCGACAGGGUGAAAAGGACCCCUUCAUCCGUAAUGUCUUCACUCUUCGAUCUUGUGCUAGCAUUGUGGGGUCACAGGUUCUGUGCUUUGAGAAGGAAAAUGAGCUGCUAAAGGCUUGGUCAGAGUUUAUCAGAGUGGCUGAUCCUGACAUAAUUACUGGAUACAACAUUCAGAACUUUGACUUACCAUAUCUGAUUAACCGGGCACAAGCACUCAAGGUGACGACUUUUCCAUUCCUGGGUCGUAUCCCCAGCAUUAAGUCUGUAAUCCGAGAUUCCUCGUUUCAGUCCCGGCAGAUGGGCCGCAGAGAGAAUAAAGUGAUCAACAUUGAGGGAAGAGUGCAGUUUGAUCUCCUACAGGUGUUGCUAAGAGACUACAAACUGCGAUCAUACACUUUGAAUGCAGUGAGUUUCCAUUUCCUGCAGGAGCAGAAGGAAGACGUUCAGCACUCGAUCAUCUCAGACCUACAGAAUGGUAAUGAGCAAACACGAAGGCGAUUAGCUGUCUACUGCCUGAAGGAUGCCUACCUGCCCCUGCGGCUUUUGGAGAAAUUGAUGUGUGUAAUUAACUAUAUGGAAAUGGCCAGAGUGACAGGAGUACCCCUACCCUACCUCCUUUCACGAGGACAGCAAAUCAAAGUGGUCUCUCAGUUGCUCCGACAGGCAAUGAAGCAUGACUUGGUGAUGCCUGUGGUCAAAACAGAGGGUGGAGAGGACUACACUGGCGCUACUGUCAUUGAGCCAGUUAAAGGGUAUUAUGAUGUCCCCAUUGCAACUCUGGAUUUUUCCUCACUGUAUCCAUCUAUAAUGAUGGCACAUAACCUCUGUUACACAACACUGCUGAAGCCAGGUGCUGUGGAAAAGUACAAUAUUUCUUCAGACCAAUUCAUUAAGACCCCAACAGGUGACCAAUUUGUCAAAGCUUCAGUACGAAAGGGUCUUCUUCCAGAAAUCUUGGAAAAUCUUCUGUCUGCAAGGAAAAGGGCAAAGGCAGAACUAAAGAAAGAGACGGAUCCAUUCAAACAAAAGGUUCUUGAUGGUCGUCAACUUGCCCUGAAAGUGAGUGCAAAUUCAGUGUAUGGUUUCACCGGAGCACAGGUUGGCAAGCUACCUUGCCUGGAAAUAUCACAGAGCGUUACUGGAUUUGGUCGACAAAUGAUUGAGAAAACUAAGCAGCUCGUUGAAUCAAAAUACACCAUUGCAGAUGGCUACAAAGCAGAUGCUAAGGUAAUUUACGGUGAUACGGAUUCUGUCAUGUGUAAACUGGGAGCCGAGACUGUGGAAGAAAGCAUGGCUUUGGGUCGGGAGGCAGCCGAGUGGGUUUCAAGUCACUUCACUCCUCCCAUUAAACUGGAGUUUGAAAAGGUGUAUUUCCCAUAUCUGCUGAUCAACAAAAAGCGCUACGCUGGAUUGUAUUUUUCCUCCAACCCAAAUACCCAUGAUAAGAUGGAUUGCAAGGGUAUAGAGACUGUGAGAAGGGAUAAUUGCCCACUGGUAGCCAACCUGAUCAAUACUUGUCUUCAGAAGAUUUUAAUUGACAGGGAUCCAUCAGGAGCAGUUGAGCAUGCAAAAGAGGUUAUCUCCGAUUUGCUGUGUAAUAGGAUCGACACCUCACAACUUGUGAUUACAAAGGAGCUCACAAGGACGGCUGAUGAGUAUGCAGGGAAACAGGCCCAUGUAGAGCUAGCAGAAAGGAUGCGAAAGCGAGAUGCAGGCAGUGCACCGAAUCUUGGAGACCGGGUACCCUAUGUCAUCAUCUGUGCUGCAAAAGGUGUAGCAGCCUACAUGAAGUCUGAGGAUCCGAUCUAUGUUUUGGAGAACAACAUUCCAAUUGAUACGCAGUAUUAUCUGGAGCAGCAACUUGCAAAACCAUUACUGCGAAUUUUCGAGCCCAUCUUAGGCGAGACAAAGGCUGAAGCUGUGCUCCUGAAGGGAGAACACACAAGAUGCAAGACUGUACUGACAUCAAAGGUGGGCGGGCUCAUGGCCUUUGCAAAGAAAAGAAGCACAUGCAUAGGAUGCAAAGCUGUGCUUAAUGAUAAUGGUGCUGUGUGCAGUUACUGCAAAUGUCGUCAGUCAGAGUUGUACCAGAAAGAGGUAUCUCAACUGAAACUAUUGGAGGAGAAGUUCUCACGGUUGUGGACUCAGUGCCAGCGCUGUCAGGGUAGUUUGCAUGAGGAUGUGCUUUGUACCAGUCGGGAUUGCCCCAUAUUCUACAUGCGAAAGAAGGUGCAGAAGGACCUUGGUGACCAGGAGAAAGUAAUGAUGCGAUUUGGACCAGCCACUUGGUGAUGAAAGAACAAAUAUUGGGGGUCGUGCAGGGAAAGGCGUUUUUUUUUUUAAAUCAAUGACUGGAAAUGUUUCUUUAUGGGAUGCAGAAACUAAUUGUUUCUGACCACUGACACUGCCAUUUGGAAAGAUGCCUAUCAGAUGUUGUGAAAUUGUAAGCUCUAUGUUUGCUUUCUGAUUGUAAACAUCUUUUACACUGAGCAGGUACUCAUUCAUGGCCUGACUUCUUAAACUGAGCAUCUGAAGAGCCACUAUAACAACAGCAAGUGUGAUUAAUUUUUUGUUACCGAAUGUGGUUGCUCUAAUCUUUGGGAAAGAAUCAGCAAAGGAAGGGAAGGUACAAUGGAUGCAGAAUUUGAAACAUUCAUUGGAUGUUCUGCAAAAUAUACCACUGCCAUUGAAACACCUUUUAAUAUGUUAGCAGGUGACAUUUGGAUUUCCUAUAUACUAUAUCCACUGCUGUUUCAAAAGGCUAAGAAAUAUUUUUGAUAGCAGCUUUAUUAGUUGACUCACUCAACCAGCAGCUUGAUUGAAGUGCACAUGAUCUGGAUGACAUAAGUGCAAAUGAGGUUAUGGAUUUUGUGUUAUUCUUAGGAGCUUCUCUUGGAUUUUGUUGAUCCUUAUUGAAUCAUGACUAAGUUCAGUAGCUACAAGAACAUUUGAAUCUCUGGAUUAGCUGCAAGAUUUUCUCUCAUUCCCAGACAUUUAAAACAUCACCACCUUCUGCUGAUCAUCCCCUUUAUAUUAGGUGACUGGAGUUGAAGGAAGUGAAAUUGGGAACGGUUUGGGGCACUGUAUGUUGAAUAUAUUCUCCAACCAAUCAAAGUAAUCUUCACCCGUUCUCUUGCAAAUACCUGUGAAUCACGUGAUAUGGGUACAAAAGAAUAGCACUAAAUAUUAAGUUUCAAUUACUUCACAUCCUUUUGCUUACAGUUAUUUUUUAAGUUGUCAUGUCCAACCAGAUUUUGAAGGAUCUUUUACAGGUUUUGUCAGCUGAACCAGAAGAUAACUAGUCUUGGACUAGAUGACAAAUGGAAUUUCUAUAUCUCUGACUCUGCCAAAUCAAUUCUGAAUGUUUGAGAAUGUUGGAUAGCUAACCUGUACAACAAUGUUUGGAGCUGGUACCAAAGUGCUGAGAUUGCAUUCAGUUUGUAUUGCGUUAGCUUUAGAAUGAGCUGACUUUGGAGAGGGAUGCAUAUCAAAUGUAUUUCUCUCCUGAUGCCAUUGUUUUUGUAACCAGUGUUUCAGUGUACAGUUCCAGUCAUGAUCAUUCUGGUAACACUCCAAGAUAAUUAGUCUGUGUGUACAGUAAUCCGUAUUGGGGCUCAAGAGUGACCCUUCCCCUUCCAGUUAAACUUGUCCCAUUUGUCACCUGGAUGACGGGUUUAUCCACAGAUAACGAUCUGUUAAAGAAACCACCUUGAAUUUAGCCGUACAUUACUGAAGUCUUAUUUUGAUUUCUAGUGUAACUAAUAUUGGCUGACAAAGUACAUCAAAACUGACCCCUCUGGUCUGAUCUGAUUUGGCACAAUAUCAGCUGUUGUGUUUACCUACACAGCUGCAAAAAUCCUAUUUGACAUUCUACCAUUCAACCUCAUUCCAAAUUUUCAGUUACAUCUAUCUUUAUGCCAAAGCUUGAUGAUAGCUGUUUCGUUAUUCACUGACAGGUGGAAUUUAUUCAGAGUUUCACCAAGUAAGACUUUGUACAAAUCUUUUUUAUAUAACCAUAUGUUUUUUGAACAAUAACAUUUGUAUUUAAGAAAUAAAAGUGCCA